This is a messenger RNA of Daucus carota subsp. sativus, 2671 nucleotides long. RefSeq lists its product as uncharacterized. The transcript has 15 exons. Bases 1205 to 2074 code for a protein of 289 amino acids. NCBI's taxonomy places the organism in Eukaryota, Viridiplantae, Streptophyta, Magnoliopsida, Apiales, Apiaceae. The record is from RefSeq and is a predicted model, not a curated record.
CACGACUGAACAGCAACAACCAGAACAAGAGCAAAAAGGUUUUUCAGAUAUAUAUUCCUGUAUAUUCUUGAGAUUACUUACAUAUUGAUUUGGAAUAUAUGAUCACUGUACUUUUUUUACCUCUUGCCUAAAUUAUUUUGUCGAGAAAAAUUUUACAUUUUCGUUUAAAAUGUCACCUGUGAAUAUAACUCUUAUUGCAGCACACCGUGGUGAGUACAUUAGUGACGACAAGGAUGAAAAUGUCCAAGAAAUCCUAGAUAUGAUUUCCCAAAUUAAAGUAUAUAGUUUUUCAAUUUAAUCGUCAUCUGAUUUUAAGGCGAUUCAAUUAUUCCAGAUUUGUGGAGCAAGAUGGAUCAUGUCAAAUUUGGGUUUAUAGUAAUUGAUGUGAAAUAGGUUUACUAUUGUGAUUCAUUUUACUGGCUUAAAACACCUGUUGGUGAGAGUGUUGCUCAUCCAUUUCUGUAGUUUGACAAUAAUUAGAUUGGAACAAUUACUUGGUAUCAAACAAUGGCCAAGUGCUUACUAAGAAGGUUUGUCAUUCCUCCACUUGAAUGUGUUUCAUAUCUGUUUUAGUAUACUGUUGUAGGAUAAUCUUUAUGUUUCAUUCAUUAAGCAUUUUGCCAACUCCUACUUAAGCAUUUUGCCAACUCCUACUUAAGCAUUAAGCAUUCCAGUGUUGGUGAUGUAAGUUCAAUAAAUUGUUUUAUUUUCAGUAUCUUUGCUCUGUAUGAAUCACAGUACUCAACUAACUUCCGAAAUAUAAUUCUUUAGAACAAUGUUGUUGAGAUUGGACAGAGUGGUGACACUCCUGUUUACCAUAAGGCUUGCAGCAAAAAAAAUAAGAUGUACAGAAACAAUGUAAAUGCCACCUUCUUUUUGCUAUGAGUGUUGUGUGAAUUAAGCAUCUUGCACAUCUUUUAUUACAGACACAGGGUUAUUUCAGACUUUUAACCGCAACUUCGGAUGAUCCAUUUUCUGCUGGGUCGUGCCCGACUUGAAUACAGAUGUUUUCAACACAAACCGGGUCGCUCCAUCACAUCUGGGUCGAACACACUGCAAAACUCUCACACAAUCAGUUUCCGAUCAGUUCCGCGAAAUAAGGCGUGUGAUUAGGUUAUCUUCAAAUUUCAAAUGUGGAAGUUAAUGGCCUCCCACUAUUGCUAUUACCGUGGACAAGGUGAAAUCAAACCUGCAUCAGUUUGUGAUGGAUCCGUUAGGUUUGUCUUUGCUAACUGUCGCAGGUUUGAAGCGGCGUCCUCUUUCUCCGCUGUCACCGUCGUCUCUACGAGAGAGGCAGAGGAGACGUUGUGGUGCUCACGACUCCACCGAUGGGAACGGAAGCCUGCUUUGCAAAGAGAACCAGAACCCACUUCGGAAAGCACAAACCUUUGGUUCUGGAGGUAAUACCAUACCGGGUAUUUUGCACAAGGGCAGCCUAAAGACUUCCCAAUGUUCUGGUCCAAGCACGGCGGAAAGCGUAGUCAAUUCAGAAAACCAACACAAGUAUUUGAAGGAAACUUGCCCCGCUGAAAGGAAAUCUUUUCUUGGGAAUAGAGGAGAAAACAACCCGACCAGAAUACCUAUUUCAAGAGGUAAUGAUGAUGUGAACCCUGGUAGUGGAACCUCUUUCGGUACUACUGAUGACUUUUCCUCUCCUUCGCAGAGGAGGUUGCGUGACGUUGAUUUGUCUGCUGUUACUCAACGAACACCCCUGGCCCGGCUUAUAGCGAUACAGUCAAAUAAGCAGAGCGUGAGUAACCGUUUUCAACCUACCAUUUUCAACUGUUUUCAAAUAAGCAGUCUCAAGGCUUCCCAGUGUUCUGUUGCAAGCACAGCGGAAAGUUUUCUCCCGGCAGAAAUCGACAAAACUAUGUCAGAGAAUCGCGCCCUUCUCAUGGGAAAACAUGUGGUCAAAAUACUAAUUACUCAGGAGAAGCAUAUUAAUUAUGUUCGCUGUGGUCUGCUAUUUCCGUGUGCUGACUUGAAGAAUGGUUUAUGCCUUGGAACUCCAACUCUCGCCUACAAUUCAUGCCAGAUGCCAUUACAUUCUACCCAAGCAUCAGCUUGCGCUUAGUACACCAUCUGAUCUUCAGUACAAUAAGCCUGGAAGUGUUGGCCAUGCAUCAGGUUCCAGUUCGACUUUUCAGACACAAUGAAUACGAGAGAUUUUUAACAACACCUUUCCCUUAUUAUGGAGCUUCAUUCACUACGGUAACACUCUGUCCAAUUAGUACUCAUAUUUGUGAUGAUGGUGGCUUUCUUCUUAGCAUCACAUCCCUUUAUAACAAGUGAAAUAGUUCUACGUUGGAGCAAACUUUUACAAUAUCUUUUUGCUUUGUUUAAGGUGUGGCAUGUAUACUUAUGGUAGUUCUGUCAGGGCUGCCGAAAGUGGUGCAGUGUGUCCCUGAUCCAAGUUUGCUGAAAUGAACAAGCCGAAGUGACUUGCUCAGCCCCAGAAACCAAUGCCACUGGGAUGCUCUCUGAACUAAAAUUGGUAGCACACCACGGUAUAUUGCAACUGUCUUGGUCAUACGAAUGACCAGAUUCUGCAUAAAGAGGUUGUGGCUAUCUCUGAUAUGCAAUUUUCUAUUGUUAUGAAUUACGGAGUGUUUAUUUCUUCAGUUCAAAUGCAGGCUUCGGCUACAAUUAUAAGAAUUUUCAGUUGCUUGCA